Xiphophorus maculatus (southern platyfish) is the source of this 1706-nucleotide messenger RNA. It is a transcript of the gene grb2b, whose product is annotated as growth factor receptor bound protein 2. Gene Ontology annotation, molecular function: protein binding. NCBI's taxonomy places the organism in Eukaryota, Metazoa, Chordata, Actinopteri, Cyprinodontiformes, Poeciliidae. The record is from RefSeq and is a predicted model, not a curated record. The coding region runs from base 359 to 1012 and encodes 217 amino acids. The transcript has 6 exons.
AGGAAGCGGAAAUAAGCGUCGAAAACCUUCUGCUACCAGCUAGCUUCGGUCUCACAGGACAGGGCUGUGAGCGACGUUGUACAUACUGUGGGGGUAUCUCUUUAGAGGAAGCUGGGAGAGCGUCAGACACAGCGGGGGUUUUUUGUGUUGCUUUUUACUUGGACAGCUUCGAAACGGAAUAGUACAAGUGGUGCUGUCCUGUGACCUUUAUGUAAGGUCAAAGCCCUACAGGAACGGGUCAUCGACGGGAGGAGAGACUCGGAGAAAAGCUGACGACCACGGAGGCCGGGAUAGCGUGUCGGUUUCGAAACAGAAGAGUAACCACAGCCGAGUUGUUUUGCUGCGAGUCACCAAGACCAUGGAGGCCAUCGCCAAAUACGACUUUAAAGCUACUGCCGACGACGAGCUUAGUUUCAAACGCGGAGAGGUCCUUAAGGUGUUAAAUGAAGAGUGCGAUCAGAACUGGUAUAAAGCAGAACUAAAUGGGAAAGAUGGAUUCAUUCCCAAGAAUUACAUAGAGAUGAAAGCCCAUCCGUGGUUCUUCGGGAAGAUUCCCCGCGCCAAAGCAGAGGAGAUGCUAAACAAACAGAGGCACGACGGGGCUUUUCUCAUCCGAGAGAGCGAGAGUGCGCCAGGAGACUUCUCCCUGUCGGUGAAAUUUGGUAAUGAUGUCCAGCAUUUCAAGGUCCUUCGUGACGGGGCUGGGAAGUAUUUCCUCUGGGUGGUGAAGUUCAACUCGCUCAACGAGCUGGUGGAUUACCACCGCACGACUUCAGUCUCCCGCAAUCAGCAAAUCUUCCUGCGAGACAUAGAGCAGAUCACCCAGCACCCGACGUACGUGCAAGCGCUCUUCGACUUCGACCCGCAGGAGGAAGGCGAGCUGGGUUUCAGACGCGGCGACUUCAUCCAAGUCCUGGACAACUCCGACCCCAACUGGUGGAAAGGAGGCUGCCACGGCCAGACGGGCAUGUUCCCCCGCAACUACGUCACGCCUGUUAAUCGGAACAUGUAAAAAAAAAAAAAAAAAAAAAGGAAAAAAUUCUAAAAGAAAUUUCAGACCAACACAACAGCAACCAUCACCACCAUCAUUAUCAUCAUUGCUCUUGACCUCAUCCUCCCUGCCAUCCAACCUGCAACCAGCCCCACCCCCCUGCCUUUUCCCCCUCCCCCUGCCCCGGCCAUCCCAUGGUGACCAUUAAAAAAAAAGAACACAAAGAAGGCAAAAAACUGAAAAAAAAGAGAGAGAGAGAGAAAACAGGAGUAGAGCUGCCGUAGGCGUAGCUUCGUGGGCGGCAGCAGAGCGGAAUCGACCUCUCUCCGCGCCGAGAAAGGUUCGCCUCCCUGCUGAACGCCUCGGCGAGGACCGAACUGUCUGAGGGAAAUCAAAACGCAGGAGGGAGGGGGAAGAGAGAAAACAAACAAAACAAAAACUAAACUAAAGCCUAGUGCACCAACCGUGAGGAUAACCAAAUGAUUGAACCGCUCCCACAGCUGCUUCUGUCUUCUCAACUUCUUAACAUUCUGCCUGUUUCUGUUCCUUUUCUUUUCUCCUUACUUCUUUGCCGCAUGUUGUUUUUUUUUUUUGUUUGUUUUGUUUUUUAAAGAUCACGUCAAGGAAUCGUCUACCAAUUAAACAUCGUAAGUCGUUUUAAAGAAAAAUGGAGAAAAGGCUAAAAAAAAAAAAAAAAAAAAAAAAAAGUUUUAAA